AUGCCUCUCGCCAGCCGUAACAGCAACCAGAAUAGCCAAAUGGGCUCUGUUCUCCCGAUUGCCGCCCCAGUGUUGGAAUAUAUAUGUCUCUUCACCCACGAUCUGAAAAGAAAACAGAAAAGAUGGCAGGACGGUCGCCUGAAAUUUCAUACGUUCAACAAGCGCAUCAUGGUCUACGAUGAAAGAGGGAAUUUCAUCGGCGAUAUGCACUGGCGGGAAGACUUCGACUUUGGUGAAGGCGAAGAAUUCAACUUGGAGCGCGGAGCCGUCAUAGUCCAAGUAGCCGAGUGUAUCGGUAGCAAGGACCAAGACUUGACUGAGCUCCUCGACAAGAGAGCCAAGGAGGUUGAACAGCGACAUGCUCGCUCUGCCGCAAAUACAACAAACCAGCCUCACCCACCCACACGGCCAUCAGUCCAGCAUCCCCAAGCCCAAUAUCGGCAACGCCAUUUGUCUGACGUCUUCACUACUCCUCGCGGACCACAGGGGAGGGCCGUGAUCCCAACCACAUCGCCAUAUGAAGACCGGGUGAUGGCUCAGCAAUCUUCGAGUCCCCAGGACGAGACUCAAAGGCCCACCAAGAGGAGGAGGAGAGAGGUAUCGCCGCCCAGCAAGUCAGGCUACGCCCAAAAUUUGUUUGGCGCAACUCUCAAUCUAUCGUCUUGGUCGGCGAGCGCCCCGGUUACCAGCGAGCAAUGUCGCAUCUUCGAUAACAUGCGAGUCAGAGAUUCCGGCCACAAGUAA
Colletotrichum scovillei is the source of this 744-nucleotide messenger RNA. RefSeq lists its product as uncharacterized. The coding region runs from base 1 to 744 and encodes 247 amino acids. The record is from RefSeq and is a predicted model, not a curated record. The transcript has 2 exons. Gene Ontology annotation, cellular component: nucleus; site of double-strand break. Lineage: Eukaryota; Fungi; Ascomycota; Sordariomycetes; Glomerellales; Glomerellaceae. Gene Ontology annotation, biological process: double-strand break repair.